Microsporum canis CBS 113480 is the source of this 1155-nucleotide messenger RNA. RefSeq lists its product as hypothetical. Bases 1 to 1155 code for a protein of 384 amino acids. Gene Ontology annotation, biological process: regulation of intracellular signal transduction; cellular response to L-arginine. The record is from RefSeq and is a predicted model, not a curated record. NCBI's taxonomy places the organism in Eukaryota, Fungi, Ascomycota, Eurotiomycetes, Onygenales, Arthrodermataceae. Gene Ontology annotation, cellular component: cytosol. The transcript is spliced from 4 exons.
AUGUCGGACAGAUCUCGAUUUUCAGCAGAAGUUCUGUUAAUGGAUGACCGCUUAGUCCUAAUACAUAUUCCAAUAGACCUAUACCCCUUCUUCGUGAGCCCAAUUCUUCGUCUCCUUUUCCAUGAUGGAGAAAGCGAGGUAUCAUCAAAAACCGCUCCAGGGUUUGUGAAUAUAUCAAUUACUCCAAUUGAAUGUUCUAUAAUAUGCUCUCGAGAACUCGCAAACCUCUACUUCGUCCCGAUGGUGGAAGGAUUCGAAAGAGCAGCCAUAUCAGCAAAUUCAAAAAUUCAAAUCAGUUCAGAAGACUAUUUGGUCAUGCAGGUAGAGGGACAAGGUCUGGAUGCUGGCCAGCGUGUGGUAGAACUUACUAGCCCCCUUGCCAUGGCUGGAAUCUCCAUAUUCUUUAUAUCAACCUAUUUUUCCGAUUAUAUCAUUAUCCCCAAAUACUCGAAACAACAGGUCACAGAGACAUUCAUUGAGCGAGGGUUUAACGUUGAAGAAGGACCAGUUGAUCCUGAUGGCCGACGAGGCUCGUCUCCGAAUAUCCAUAUACCGAAUUCCAGACCAGACACUCCGCCCCCAUGCAGUGUAUCGGAGCUCCAGUUACGGACCUUCGCAACACUUCAAAAACACAAUAUUCGACCUCAGGUUGAUAAAUCCCUGCGUCUCGUUCAGUGUGCUGCACACUAUAGAGAGUUCACCGGGACAAAGUCUUACUCAAUCCUCCGACCUAACUUGAUAUCAGCUCUUCUUAAUGAUAACCCCCGGUUUUUCUCUCUGACGAUUGCAGCCACAGAUCCCGCACCGUCGUUACUUCUGGAGGAGCGGUUAUUGCCCCGGUUUUCUCUACCCAGUGACCCUGACAGGGAGCCAUCGUCACCUGUAGAGGAGGAUACCAAUCUGUUGCUAGGGUCAAAAGAUGAGAUUCUGAUAGCUAUCACUCUUGAUUUGCGAGAACUGCCCCUCGAAGCUGCUGGUAUUGUUUCGGGUGUAGCAAGUGCACUUGUAGCAAACACACGCAGAAAAGGCGGAGAAGAGGGCUCUGUCCACAAGGACCUGGAAACUAGUUUCCUUAGCACAUCCCGAGCCGGGAACGUUAUUGUCCGUGAAGAAGAACUGGAGUUGGCGAUGAAGUGUUUGGAGGCCGAAUUUUAA